AUGAAUCUACCACACCACGAGUCCGAAAUGGACGUCGACGAGGAGUACGGCGGCAACUCGGUGCUGGACCAUCGUGUCGAGGAGCUACAGCAGCGCGAAACGGAGCGCAUCCGGCGACGCGUUGCCGAAGAGAUGGCGAUUCGGUCGGCCGCCGACACAUCGCGCAUCGAGGAGAUUGAGCAGCCGGACGACGACCAUACUGCGGAUGCUGCCAAUGGCGUCUCUGUUAACACACGGGACAACGUUGGCCGCACGCCACUGCACGUGGCAAGCUCCAGUGGGAACGUCGAGGCCGUUCGCUUGCUCAUCCAUAUGGGCGCGGAAGUCAAUAGCACUGAUCGCGUGGGCAAUACGCCGCUGAUGCUGGCGGCCACGUCAGCGCGUGCCGACGUUAUUCAUCCGCUUCUCGAGGGCGGCGCCGACCCGCGGAUUGGCCAGGGCGGUAUCGGAGCUCGACUCGCUUUCGGCGCAGCUCUUGUCCAUGGGAUCGCAGAGCCGGAUCGUGAGGAAUCAGCUGAGGUUUCUGAAGCGGAUAGCCAUCGGGAUAAAGGAAAGAUGGCUGAUACUGGUGAUUUUGCUGAGGAUGUGGCUUCGGCCGAGAUGCUUGCGCGGGAUAACGAGGAUGAGGAUCAGUUUGACCAGCUGUUGGCCAAAUUCUCUCAGUUACUGGGCGAUGACUGA
This is a messenger RNA of Kickxella alabastrina, 681 nucleotides long. RefSeq names its product ankyrin repeat-containing domain protein. NCBI's taxonomy places the organism in Eukaryota, Fungi, Kickxellomycota, Kickxellomycetes, Kickxellales, Kickxellaceae. The coding region runs from base 1 to 681 and encodes 226 amino acids. The transcript has 5 exons. The record is from RefSeq and is a predicted model, not a curated record. Gene Ontology annotation, cellular component: nucleus; cytoplasm. Gene Ontology annotation, molecular function: protein binding.